AUGUCCAUAGAGGAAGAAGAAUCUGUUAGACAGUUCAACGAAGGACUAAAGUUUGAUGCGAACGGUCUAGAAGCAGCCAACGUGACACGACCAGAUGGAAGCCCUGUGCAAGGAAGCAAAUAUGCUCCGGACCGCCGAAGAAACUACUAUCACAACUAUCGAGAUUUCUGUCGUGGGACACGCCGCUCCCGCGGCGGGCCCAACUCCGGUACCAACGGAGAGGUUAAACUGGAGGAAGAAGAUAGGGAGAAGAGGCAACCCCGCCGAAGACGACGUCCCAGAUAUAGGCGCAGGUCUGAUGAGGAACGCCCUGAAGGCGAUGAACAAGAAGAACGAGAUGGUGAUCAUGAAGGAGGAGAAGAGGGAAAAGAGUGUCCGGCACAGAAUCUUCGCCGACGUCGUCCUUACCGCAGAUCCUACUGGCGCCCUAGUAGAAAGGACGGAAUGACAGGAAAGUGCCUGAUCGAAAGAGUUGAAAGAUUGCUUCCUGGAAAAGACGGCUUGAUUCGUACUGUUGUUUUGAAGACAAAGAAAGGGCUUCUAAGGAGACCUGUACAGAGGCUACAUCGUCUGGAAGCAAGCAGUACUCAAUUUGGAAGAGGUGAAUUAGGUGAAAGCGGUGCUUACGGUGGGGAGUCGUUCCUCGAAAGGUCAAGAAAUGGGCGAAAAAGAAACAAGUUACACAGAAAUCAGUGUCAAGUCUCCAACAGUAUUGGAGAGGUGGGGAGGAUGUUCGGGUCCGGACCCGUACCGGGAGGAUCUCACGCCCCCCAGUGA
Molecule: messenger RNA, 777 nt
Organism: Stylophora pistillata
Lineage: Eukaryota; Metazoa; Cnidaria; Anthozoa; Scleractinia; Pocilloporidae
Product: nuclease-sensitive element-binding protein 1-like
Source: RefSeq, a predicted model, not a curated record